Messenger RNA from Thamnophis sirtalis, 3555 nucleotides. The record is from RefSeq and is a predicted model, not a curated record. NCBI's taxonomy places the organism in Eukaryota, Metazoa, Chordata, Lepidosauria, Squamata, Natricidae.
AUGGGUAGUGGAGCAAGUGCUGAAGAUAAGGAACUUGCUAAGAGAUCAAAGGAGUUGGAAAAGAAGCUUCAAGAAGAUGGAGAUAAAGAGGCGAAGACUGUUAAGCUACUUCUGUUAGGUGCUGGCGAGUCAGGGAAGAGUACAAUUGUCAAACAGAUGAAAAUUAUCCAUCAAGAUGGCUACACAGAAGAAGAAUGUCUGGAGUUCAAAGCAAUCAUAUAUAGCAACAUACUUCAAUCCAUCUUAUCAAUCAUCAGGGCCAUGUCUACUCUAGGCAUAGAUUUUGCUGAUUCAGGCCGAGCGGAUGAGCAACGGCAGCUGUACAGUUUGGCCGAUUCGAUUGAAGAGGGUACCAUGCCCCCAGAAUUGACGACUUGUAUAAAGAAACUAUGGGCUGAUGGAGGAGUUCAAGCCUGCUUUGACCGAGCAGCUGAAUAUCAGCUCAAUGAUUCUGCUUCAUACUAUCUUAAUCAGCUGGACAGGAUCACUGCUCCUGGCUAUCUUCCCAAUGAACAGGAUGUAUUGCGAUCCCGAGUUAAGACCACAGGUAUCAUAGAGACAAAGUUUUCUGUCAAGGAUCUUAAUUUCAGAAUGUUUGAUGUAGGUGGGCAGAGAUCAGAGCGUAAAAAGUGGAUCCACUGCUUUGAAGGGGUGACCUGCAUCAUCUUCUGUGGCGCUCUUAGUGCCUAUGACAUGGUCUUGGUAGAAGACGAUGAUAUGAACCGCAUGCAUGAAUCUUUGCAUCUCUUCAACAGUAUAUGUAAUCACAAGUUCUUUGCUGCCACUUCUAUAAUUCUUUUCUUGAAUAAGAAGGACCUCUUUGAGGAAAAAAUCAAGAAAGUACAUCUCAGCAUUUGCUUCCCUGACUAUGAUGGCCCCAAUACAUUUGAAGAUGCAGGCAAUUACAUCAAGCUUCAGUUUCUUGAUCUAAACAUGAGAAAAGAUGCAAAAGAAAUUUAUAGCCACAUGACUUGUGCCACAGAUACACAGAACGUCAAAUUUGUAUUUGAUGCAGUAACAGAUGUAAUCAUCAAAGAGAACCUAAAGGACUGUGGUCUCUUCUAAGAUUACAGCUUUUUUAAAGAAAAGGUAAUUAUAUUCAAUUAUCUGUUCCUCAAGUAGGAAUUAGGCAGCAAGUAUACUGUAGCAUUUCCUUACCUAUGCUUGUAACUAUACUUACUUCUGAACAUUAGUGCUUAAAGUCAAAUGUGCAUAAUAACUAAAUGCAAACAGUAGCCAAGUCAGCUGGGCUACAUAUGUAAUAGGAAGUAGCAGUUAAAUUGCAACAGGAUGCUUGCAUUAAAACUAUGCAAGUACUCUGCUAUUUCAGUUCUUUUGCUACAAUAAUUUGCGAUAAUUAUUAUAUCACCAUUGCCAAAUUCUUUGCUUAGCAAUUAUUUCUAAAACAGGUUUGAAGAUACUAAUGCAACAGAAGAGGAAUUUUAAGAAAAUCACAGGUGAUUUUGAAACAACCUCAUGCAUUACUAUAAGCAAAAUCAAAGUUGGUGCUCAGUACAGGACUUGGGAGUUUUUAAAAGUAAAUAGUCUCUCUUGAAUAAACUUAUAGUGACUACAUGGUCACAUCCAUGGGGGGGGGGAGAAAGCAGGAUUGAAAAGGAGGAAGUGGUUGGCCCUUGUCUUAUUUCAGGAUGUGUUUUUUUUUCCAAUAUACCUGGGAUUUCCUAGUAGCCACCCCAGCCAAGAAUUAGCCAUGUACAAUUCUAUUUAAGCUUUUUCAAGUGCUUACAUGGUAUUAAAUGUAUAAGGAUGCAAUUAUUUCCAAAACAUCUGCAGAAUCUGUAGAUAUUGGCAGACUUCACAUGCCAUGACCACUGAACACAAUUAGUAGGUUAGGGUUUAAGCUGAAAAACAUUUGAAGGUAUGCAUGCAGGUAUGUAUAUACGUAUGUAUAUAUGUAUAUAUGUAUGUAUAUACAUAAGGUAUGCAUGCAUGCAUGCAUGCAUGUAUAUAUGUAUAUACGUAAGGCAUGCAUGCAUAUAUGUAUGUACAUAAAACAUAUAUCUACAUCUUUGACAUUCUUUUGACAACUUGUAGUUCAAAUGUAAUUUGAUUUCAUUAUUUAAAAUAUCUCAUCUUCAUCUAUCAGGAAUGAGGGCUUCCAGUGAGCUUCACCAUUCUGCUGAGCAGAGCCAACGGAACCAGCAGUCAUUCGGGAAUCUAUACUUCUCCAUAGAAGAUAAACAAUUCUAACAAGAUAACAGUUCCCACCCAAGACAAACAAUUCUAACAAGAACACGCCAUCAAAAAAGUUAAGAGUCUCCAAUCUAUGAAAGUGGAAAGUGUUACAUACGGGCAACAAUGAAGUCAAACUGGUUUACAAACAAUGAAUUUAUGUCAAACACUGAUUCUCUGCAUUUUAACUAUUUAUAAAUAAGACAUAAUUCUUUCACAGGAAAAACACAAUCAGUGUUUUGGGGUCUUAUUUAACAGAACUGUUCAUUUUAAAAACAAUGGUGUGAAUGUCCAAGUCUAAAAACUGUACAUUGUAUAUAGAAAUGAGGCAUUUUCAAAAUUUAAAUCUUUUAAAGAUAGAUCAAACACACAAUGUAUUUGCAGUUGUCUGAAACAGGUGCAAUUAGAACCCAGUGUCUUAAAAAAAAGUUUUCUAGUGUUUAAUUCAGUGAACCUAGAAUGGGUCUGUUCCCCCAUGCUCAUAGAAUACAGCAGUGUUUUAAUACCUGCUGUGAAUACAUCUUGUCUAUCUGUCUUCCUAAUCCUGUGGUAAUGAACAUACACAUAUACAGCUUCAACCCACUGAUAUCACAGGAGCAGAUAACUUCUCAACACCCGCAUAGGGAACAGAGGGAUACAAAAAUAAAACAGUUGUAUCAGGUGUUUCAUCCUCUUUAGAGCUGUAUUGUUUCUCAACAUUUGUAAACAAGUUGUAUUGUUAGACAAGGUACCACUUGUGUUAAGAUGCACUGCAAAUAAUUGCUCAUGCAGCUUCAAAUAAAUGUAAGAGAUAAAAAAUAAAUUUGCAUUAAAAAGUAUGGGUGCAUAGUUGAAAAGUAAUUUCUUCCAUUCCUCUUCACAUUCCUUCUUGCCAUAAACAUUCCUCUUCACAUUUUCUUUUGAAAAAUAUCUGCUGUGAUUUAUAUACCGUUUACAGGAACUGAAGUGGUGGCUCAAUACAUUAUUAAUUUAUACAAUAUAUUCCCAAGAUUUGAAUACAUGUUCAUGCUUGUAUGAAAUCGGUCUUAAACUAAUUAAGUAACCUGUAAUAUGCUCUCAUUAUUUUUUUAAAAAUGUACAGGUCACCUUAGAUGAUUGAUUUAUUAGAUUCAUGCAUUUAUGAAGCGUGUUCUCCCACUUGUACACUCAGAAACCUAGUAAGGUAUUUAUUUAUAGCAUCUUAUUUAUGAGUAAAACAUUAUCACGUCUUUUGCUAAAAUACUUUUAAUAGUAGCAAGAGACCUGGUUUGGUGUAGGAUGGGAAACUGGGAGACAGUUCUAGCCAUGCCUUAGGCAAGAAAGCCAACAGGGUGACUUUGGGCCAGUCACUCACUUUCAGCCCAAUCCACUUCACAGGGUUGU